Zea mays is the source of this 708-nucleotide messenger RNA. RefSeq lists its product as uncharacterized. The record is from RefSeq and is marked validated. Bases 196 to 414 code for a protein of 72 amino acids. Lineage: Eukaryota; Viridiplantae; Streptophyta; Magnoliopsida; Poales; Poaceae. The transcript is spliced from 2 exons.
CUUCUUGGAGAAAGACGGCUCGAGAGAGAGCUUUCCGAUUGCGAUCCCAUCAACGGCCGCCGACCGCCGCUGGUUUUCUUUCUUCUCGCCCAAGCCGCGCCGCCGGCGCGGUCCUUUGUAAAGGCCUCGCGGCACGGGAGCGGCCUGCGCUCCCUCUCUCUGGAUUAGGCAAAGCAUCCUCCUGUUUGGAUCGGCAUGGAGAAGACGACGACGACGGCGCAGCCGGUCUGCGCGCAGGAGUCGCUGGCUCUGCUCAACUGCGUCGCCUCGGUCCCCUACGACCGGGAUAGGUGCCUCGCCCUCGUCGACGCCCUCCGUGAAUGCAUCGUGCGCAAGAGGGUGAAGAAGUUUUCGCUGGCAGAACCAAGCUCCACCACAACCACCGAAGCUCUGAAGAGCGAUACGAAGCCCUGAGCAUUCUGCAAAGAAAACUGUAUCAUCUGAUUGGGCGCGGUUGAUGAUAAGUCUAUGCCUGUUAAUGUAGCGUUAGAUUUGUACUUUUGAACCCAUGCCAGAUGUACUUGUGCCAGAAAUCACCAAUCUGUUGAACUGAAAACGUUACCCGAUGUCCACACAAAUGAUACAGUCCAUGAUGCCAUUUCGAUAAGAAAGGCACCAUCCAUCCAAGGUUUUCUAACAUUUUGCUGCGCUGUUGCUUGACCGAUGAAUGUUAUGCUGGCCCAAUGCAAUGCAACUCAGAUUUGCAUC